AUGGGAGAAACGAGUUGUGACGACCACGACGUAAUCAGCAAUCUCCCAGAUGAGCUGCUAUGUUCAAUCAUCUCACUAAUUCCGGCGAAAGAAGCCGUGGCAACAACCACCUUGUCUACCCGGUGGAGCCACCUCUGGAGGUCCGUUUCUCGCCUGGAUUUCGACCCGAAAAAGCCGGACACGGAUGAAUUUAUUCGAUUGAAAAUCAUCGAACACGUAGUGUCCUCUCAAAGGGCUAAUGUAACAUCCUGCCGGAUUACUCACUCUCCGGAGGAUUGGUCGUCCGGGGAGUUGUCGGCAUUGAUCGACCGCCUCAAAGCCAUAGAAGAUCUCGGACUCACCAUGAGGAAGUACUUUCGCGGGACUGAGUUACCGGCUAGUGCCUUCCGUUCCCAAACUCUCCGUGUCCUCGAACUCACAAGGUACCAGCUCGUAGAAGAGUCCGUGGUGGCUUUUGAAGGUUGUGUGAAUCUCACAACUCUAAAACUGAAUAGGGUUAAAUUUUCAGCCCCUGAUCUUGUUUCCAAAAUCAUAUCUAACUGUGGAUUCUUGGAGAAUUUGAGCGUGAUUUCUUGUAUUGGAUUAAAUGAUCUUAAGAUUUAUGAUCAGAGGUUGAAGUUUUUGGAACUCCGGAACUUAAACCUAUUGAAGAUGGAUAUAUGUGCCAAGGGUAUCACUGUACUAGUGCUUGAUGAAGUUGAUUUCUAUCAAUCCAAAAGAUUUUAUAUUCACUGCCCAAGUCUCACAGUGUUUCGAGUUUAUUGUAAAUGUUUCACAAAUUCAGAGAUUCUCGAACGUUGUUGUGGUCUCGUGGCCAACCGAUAUUCUAGAGAAAGAGAUCUUCCAUAUCAUGGGUCUAAGUUUUGGGGAAAAGCAGAGUUGUCGGAUUGUAUAACGCACAAGCUCAGGGUAGUGUGGAUAAGGGGUUUUGCAGGAAAAGAGAGAGAAAUGAGAUUUGCUUCUCAUCUCAUCAAUUAUGCUACUAUGUUGCAGAAAAUUGUGAUACAAUGCGACGAUAAAUGUUCACCGGAAGGAGUAGUGACAACGAAGGGGUUGCUAUCACUUUCAAAGGCCUCCAGGAAUGCUUUUGUUAUCCUGAAACCAGAGCGCUUGUUUACUACCAAAGUUGAGAUUAAGGUUGAGGUUGAUGAUCAUUUUGAACACUCCUCAGAUAGUGAAUGUGGAAAUUUGCCCCCGACAAAAGGCAGUCGAACUCAGCUAAGCAAUAACCCAAAAAAACAAAAAACAAUGUAG
Molecule: messenger RNA, 1254 nt
Organism: Cornus florida
Lineage: Eukaryota; Viridiplantae; Streptophyta; Magnoliopsida; Cornales; Cornaceae
Product: F-box protein At1g80960-like
Exons: 2
Coding region: 1-1254 (417 amino acids)
Molecular function (GO): protein binding
Source: RefSeq, a predicted model, not a curated record